Molecule: messenger RNA, 3766 nt
Organism: Saccostrea cuccullata (small rock oyster)
Lineage: Eukaryota; Metazoa; Mollusca; Bivalvia; Ostreida; Ostreidae
Product: zinc transporter ZIP4-like
Exons: 14
Coding region: 318-2648 (776 amino acids)
Biological process (GO): zinc ion import across plasma membrane; intracellular monoatomic cation homeostasis
Cellular component (GO): plasma membrane
Molecular function (GO): monoatomic cation:bicarbonate symporter activity; zinc ion transmembrane transporter activity
Source: RefSeq, a predicted model, not a curated record
AGAACAUUAUGAGUGAACACGAAUACAAUAUAUUGUUACCUGCUGAUUACCUGAUGUCAAUUACUGUUCAGGUGUAGUAAUCUACGCACAUUCAUUGUCACGCAUGGUUGCACGAUGCAGUUGACAUGUCCCCAGAUGAGUUUAUAACUGUCGGGGGUAACGUCAUUGAAUAGCGUGUCACUAGAGUCAAUCCAAGCAGACAGACAAAACGGGCGUGGAUUUAAAUUCUCAUACUCGUGCUAGACAGAAAGAAAGCCGGACGUUUUGGACCCUUUUCCUUUGAGGGAUAAACAAGUUUUAUAUUCCUCCUUGAAAACAUGGCUCUGUUAUUUGGUGUUUUACUUUUGGUAGUUUUUCCGUGUGUCUAUAAGGCUGAACUGGACAUACAUGAGGACCAUGUAGAAAUGAUGUUGGAUCCUUUUGAUAAACUUAAGGAUUUACUAGAUGUGCACACAACAGGACUCACUUUAGCUAAUGUGAAUAAACUUAUUCAGAGACUUUCAGCGAGGAUUCAUUGUACUACACAGACAACCCCACAAGUGUCUGCGCCCCCCUCUUGUGGGCGAUCCCUGUGUAUUUCUGGAAAUGACGUUUUUAGCUACCUCGGUCUCGGAGACACAGAUGAGCUGUUAGAAUCCAGUUUCGGGGACUUGUCCAAUCUUCUGGUGUAUUAUACGACGAUCGCAAAGAAUAACUGCGGGCAACCGGUGUCCAUCAAUGCUGGGUCGUCUAAGAAAUUUUAUAGUGAUGAACUCACUCGAUAUUUCACAAGAGGUCAACUGGUACUGAAUUCACUGACAGCCAAAACUCUACAAGAAGCCAUCGACGAAUUGAAUGAUGUUUACGAAUCGGACGACGAAAAGGACGAUAGUCAUGACGAUGAUCACUCAGAUGAACAUACAGACGGCGACAAUGACCAUUCUCAUGAGCAUAGCGAUGAAAUGACGACAAAACAUGGCCAUACUGAUGACCAUGGUCAUGAUGAUCAUGAUAACGAUCACGUGACCGCGCCUACCAUGGUCCAUGAUGACCAAUCGACGGAGUCGGUUCACGAUAGCCAUGAACAUGACGAUGACCAUGAUAGCCAUGAAGCGGACAGUCAUGAACAUGAUGAUGACGUCCCCAAAGUCAACCUUCAUAAGACUAAAUGUUUGAGUGCAGGUCGGUUGUAUGAUGAGAUGUACAAAGAUCCGCUAGAGGACGCGUUUGGUGAUGAGCACGAUUUAGAGGCCCUGUCCCAGCUGCUCCUCUAUCACAUGUUGUCAGGGGAUAAGGUGUUAAGUAACUGUCGUCUGCUACCGAGGAAGAACUACAUCGAGAAUGGUCUUCUGGAGUACGUCCAUGCCUUCAACAACACCAUCCAGAAGACGGAGCUGCAAGGUUUACUGACUACUCUUGGUUUGGUACAAUCCAGCACGGCAACAGCAGUAACGGGAGAAAUUCAUGACGGACAUGACCAUCGCAGACGCAAGAGGGCGCUCCCAGAUACACCUACCUUUGACAAGAAAUGCUACAAUGCGGAUGAAAUCAUAGCCAUCUACAAUUCAAGAAACACUGACACCUUGUCCAAACAAAACUUCCUGGAACUGUGUCCAUCUCUGAUAUACCAGCAAGUAACAAAGGCAUGCCAACCGCUUCCCAAGGAAGGGGAAAACCAUCAUCUGGGAACCGCUGAAGCAUACGGAUACGGUACUGUGGCCGUCUUUAUCGUCUGCCUCUGUGCAAUAGGCGCCAUACUCUUUAUUCCGCUGGCCAAUACGAUCUGUCUGAACACCUUUGACUACGUCCUGGCCGUCUUUCUGGGAUUGGCUGUCGGAACUCUGGUUUCUGAUGCUAUUCUCCAUCUCUUUCCAGCUGCGUUUGGUUUACACGUGCACGAUGAUGAGCACGGGCAUGCUCACGGCGAUGAGAUAGUGAUGGAACCCUACGUGGGAUACGGACUAGCCGCCAUGGCAGGUAUAUACGCAUUCUACUUCAUGGAGAUGAUGUUCAAUUUGUUAAGUAAGGGAGAUAACUACGAGGACAGUCACGGACACUCACACAUGCCAACCUUGGAUAAAUUCGAACUGCACAGCGGUCAGAAAAAUGGAAAGUCGGAGUCGCGGUCUGAAUUAUAUGAAGUACGAAGUGAAGCAGAUUCCGAGUAUAAAACAAAUGUUACAUCACCUGGGGCCAAAUCCCUGAUUCUGAUGGUUUUGUUGGGAGACGCCUUGCAUAAUUUCGCCGACGGUCUGGCCAUCGGUGCAGCGUUCACUGAAAGUCCAUCAGUCGGUAUUGCCACGACUAUUACCGUGUUCUGUCAUGAGCUGCCACACGAACUUGGGGACUACGCCAUUUUGGUAUCCAGUGGCAUGUCUAGAGCCCGAGCCUUAAUCUUUAACUUCCUGUCCUCAUUAACUGCUUUCAUUGGUCUAUACAUCGGGGUUUCCGUGUCAACCGACAACACGGUCCGCCAAUGGAUCUUCGCCGUCACCGCGGGACUCUUCUUGUACAUUGCUCUGGCAGAUAUGUUGCCACAUAUGACAAAUGGCGGAAAGGGCUCCCGAGGGAAGAGACUGCGGAUGAUCAUUUGUAACAACGUUGGCAUUUUUCUUGGGGCGGUGAUUUUAGUUCUCUUGUCCUUAUUUGAAUCCAAAAUCAAAGUGUAAUGUUUGUUGCAAUAUUUUAAAAAAAAUGUGCAAUGAAAAUUUUAAGUCCUCUGAUUACACAUUUGUAUAGAGGUUAUUUUAUUUUUUUCUUUAAAAAAAUAUCAAAAUGUUAUUGGAAUGUUACAUAACUAUGCAAUAUACAUUUGUGCAAACUUUCAUCAAUUCAAAACAUUUACAUGAUUUAUAUCCUCUGAUGGAGUUUUCUUUAUCGCCUUAUUGUUUUUGUAUGUGUCAUUUUCAUCUUCAUUUAUCUAAACCAAUAUUAAAAUGAAAAAAAAAUAUUUGAUCACCAUUUCAUAUGACCCCGAAAUAUGCAUGUCUAUUUUAUUCAUGAAAGAAAAAUGUGAAUAUGGAAUAACAAUGUGUACGCAUAUAAUUAUAUUCAUUUCGAAACACAUACUAAAGUACGGGAAACCGGUGGUUGAUAAAAUAUCUUUCCUACCUGGCACCUACCGGCUUCCAUACUGAAGACAAAUUGUGCACAAGGAAAGUGCUUUGUUUCAAUGCACAAAGGUACUAGGACAGGAUACGCUUUCAUAUUCAGGAACCACAAUGGCGUCGUUAACCUGUUAUAGAAAUUCCUAUAUUUGUGCACUUGUAAGUUGCUCUUUUGUGUCUGUGAUAUACCAGCAAAUGUUUUAUUGUACUCUAUCAAUUAUAAUUAACCCUUUCAUUUUAUUUCACGUCGGAGAUGUAACUAUAUGAAUUACAUGGACACAACUUUUUAGUUGAACUUGUUUGUUCAUUUACUUAAUAUGUUAUAGAUUAGAUCUUCAUUUACAUGUCUAGGUGAGCUUAUUUUAAUAUUUUCCGGUUGUUUAGAAAUGGGGAAAAAAUGCCGAAAAUCACCUAUGUAUAUUUUAAUGUAUUAUUUUUUUUGCGAUAAAUGUACAUAUACAUGUAUAUAGAAUGUGUUUUAACAAAACUCUCUUAACAGUCUUGGACAACUAAAAUCCAAAAUAUAAAAUAUUUACAAUUUACUUAUAUGUAGAAACGGGACAAAAUGUGUUUAGCACUGCUGCAGUGCAGUUUGUUUUAAUAUCAAUGUGAUGUUACAAAUACAUAACAUGUGUACGUUUCUUAACAUUUCUAUAUAAGGAAUUAAAAAUAUAAAGUUC